Molecule: messenger RNA, 7047 nt
Organism: Schistosoma mattheei
Lineage: Eukaryota; Metazoa; Platyhelminthes; Trematoda; Strigeidida; Schistosomatidae
Source: the annotation of a GenBank genome assembly
AGUAAUAUUGAACUAAUUGAAGUAAACGAUGAUGGUUUCAAGAUUGCCUGGGAUCCACUAAAUGAACAAGUGACAUAUAAUGUGGAGAUUAGUAAUGAUGCAGGUAGAUGGUGGAAACCUGUACUAACCAACUUACACGAAGUUUCAGCUUACAUCUCAAACGACAUUGCGUGUCCUUUGAAUCCCGUACAAGUAAGGAUAGUAGCUGAAAAUGAAUUUGGCCUUGGACCACCUUGUUUCCCGGUACUUCGUUUACCUAUACGAGCAUGUCUUCCUCACAUGCAAGCAGUUAAGCCAGAAGUUGAAUCUGAAGAAGCAACGGCUAUUAAAAUUCGAUGGUGUCCAGCGGUGCCUGCACUUACACCAAACCAACUGCACAAGAAUGUUAUGUUAAAUCCAUCGCAAUUACUUGGUAAAGUAACUUACGCAGUUGAGAUUAGGGAAGGAUCUCAAUCAGAAUGGUGUAGAGUGGCAAGUGAUAUACCUUUUCGAUCCUACACUUGUCACUUACGACCUGGUAUCAGCUCUGCUAUACGUAUUGUUGCAAAAAAUAGAUAUGGCGAGUCCUGUCCCACUCCAAUGGCAAUAGUCCAACUCGAUCCUAAUUCAUUAGUUCCGGAUUUAUCACUAGACCCUCCAUGGAUAGCAAUAAGCCACCCAGGAGAUAAUAUCACAGUAAAGAAAAGUAAUAUUCGACUCCUAUGGAAACCUGCAUACAUGCCAGAGUUCUGUACCAGUUGUAUAAAAGGACUAAAACCUUUGUAUCGAAUUGAAUGGAGGCGUGGAUUAUCUGGACAUUGGGUUGAUUUGGCUUGUGGCAUUAGUGAAUGUGAGACGGGUUAUCCUCUCCCAAGAGAUCUUGUAGAAUCCGUGAUUAGAGAAACUCAUAUGGGAAAUGACUUGUCUUUCAACACUGCAAAUUCUAAUAGUUCCAUUGAAUUUCGGAUAUUUUCUUACAACGAUUUCGGCGAAAGUGGUCCGACUAAAAGCUACAGAUUGAAAGCAUCUCAGAUAUCUAGAGGUCAAGAUUGUCGAAAAAAUAGUCAGAUAUCAGAUAAAAUAAAUGACAGGGAUCAAUACGACCACCUAAGUCUUUUGGAUAAGCUGCCGAUUAUUUCAUCCAGUAAGAUACCAAGACGAGAGGUUCAAAUGAUGUCAGUCGAUCCCAAACUGGGUGUCACGCUCAAGUGGGAUCGUUGUACAAGUUCAGAUAUAAAUAAAAAUUCUGAUGAUCACUAUAACUUACAUGGUCGCUAUCGAGUUCAACGUAAAAUUUCAAAUGACGCUGACAGUAAUUCCUCACCUGAUAUGUCUAACUGGACAGUAGUUUGUAGAGAAGAUGAUCUAAUUCAUGGUGAACAAUAUGUUCUUGAUGUGAAACCGGGUAAAACAGAACAAUUUGUUAGGAUUCUUAGUUUACAAGAAGAUAAAGAAGGCAAUUUAAAUUGGUUGGAUACCCAUGAAAUUCUUCGUAUACCAGCGUUACAUGAAAUCUGCCCUCCAGCACCAUUAGAUAUAGAGGUAAAAUUGACACCCCCAGUUGAAACAUCAGGUUCUGCAGGAGUUCGUGUCACCUGGAAACCUCCCAACUUUGAACUUCCAUUGAACGACGAUUAUUUAAGACAGAUUAAAAAUCAUGCUCAAAUCGACUAUAGAAUAGAAGCUCGUACAACCUUGAGUGACUUAGCACCUUGGAGACAGAUUGGUCUUGUAUCUGGAUUAUUAGGUAGUAUAGAUGACCAUAAAGCUGAACCCGGUUCACAACUUAUUUAUCGAAUAACACCUAUUAACCAAUUUGGUGAAGGUCCAAGUUCAAGUUCUUAUCCAAUCAAACUUCCACUUUUGUUAACAACUUUAGAAAGAUGUAUUGAAGAUUUUCGUUUUCUAAUACUUGGAUCAAAUACAAUUCAGUUGCGUUGGCGUUUAGGUGAUACAGUGAUUGAUGCAUUAGGAUUUCGGAGAAAUCCAAAUCAGUCAUACAAUAUGACAAGUCAUUUAGAUACAGAUGAAUCAGCUGAAAUAUGUGAACGUGUAAAAUUUUCAAUUGAAAGACGAGAUGGUUAUGCUGGUGAUUGGUAUCCUAUUAGAGAACAAAUCAAUGGAAAUCUUCAUAACAAAGUUAUACUAUCAAAUUUUGAAUAUUUAGAUAAAGAAAUUGCUUGUAGAAUAAUUGCAAAUGUGGAUGGUCAACAAACUAAACCUAGUCGACCUAUCAAUAUUAGUAUUAAGACAGAUUUCUUAGUUCCAGAUUUCUCAGCUUUUAAACCACAUUUCAAUGUUACAUCAGUUGAGGAAUAUUUGAUAUCAUGGGACGAUCCUGAUAUACAAUCAUUGUAUACAAGUCAUAUUUUGAAUUUAUCAAUACCACAAGUGUUACAAAAAGAUACUACUUAUGCAAUUCAAAUUCAACAUGAAGGUUCAAUUGAAUGGACAACAAUAGCUUCUAAUCUAGAUACAAACCAAUGGACAUGGAUCCAACCAAAUCCACUGAUUGGUUAUCAUGUUCGUAUUCUACCGUCGAAUCAAUUCGGUUUUGGGCAUCCAACUAGAAAUGUGUUAAUACCACCACAAGUUAUUAUCCCUGAUCUAACAUUUAUGCGGCCAUCUGUUGAGUCACCGUCGGAUAUUUUAAUUGGUAGAGUUGCACCAGAACUUGUAUGGCAAAUACCAAAAUCGUAUACUUUAGACAGGACAUUUACUCCAUACACAUUUGAAGUACAAAUUAAAGCUGUAGAGAAGUCAAUAAAUCGUGAAACUAAUGAUGUGGGCAAGAACUCUGAAAAAUCUAAAAGCACAAACAAUGAAAACAUAUGGAGAGUUCUUGCAUCUGGUUUAAAACGUAACCGUUUGUCACUGGAACAUUUAAAUCCCGAACAAGAAUAUUGGUUACGUAUAGUUGCUGUUACCGAAUAUGGUCGUGGUACACCAAGUCAACCUGUACGAAAAAUGGCUGAUUUAACUGCAAAACAUAGCCGAUGUGCAUCAGCAUCCGUUGGAGUGAUACAUGAGCCUACACCUACUUCACCAUCAUUUACUGAUCCAGAAACAAGUGUGAUUUAUGCACCAAUUUAUGGUCAAUUGGAAUUAAAAUGUACAUUUAGUCCUGUUAAUGCUGAAAAUGAAACACGUUUCAAUUGGUAUUUUGAUGGUAAAUUGUUAGAUACAAAUGUAAAUACUAUUUAUCCAACUUUAAAUCAGAAAUUUUAUAGUACAGUAUCCAAGUCUGGAGAUACAGCUGUAUUACAUUUGAAUGGUUUAAGUGAAAAUGAUUUUGGUUCAUACAUCUGUAAAGCAGUGCAUAUAUUGGGUACUAGUGAAAAAGAAUUUGUCGUAAAAAUGGCAGAUGCUCCUGUAUUUUUAGAAGUUCCUACUCCAUUGUUGACUGUGAAGUUACAUUCACGUUUUGAAUUGCCUUGUUACAUUGAUGCGUUACCACCUCCAACGAUAAUUUGGACUAGAGAUUCAAAAAGAAUUGUUGAAUCACAUCGUACAAAAAUUGGUAAAGCUGAAAAACAAUCACUCAAUAGAACGCCUCGUAUGUCAAACUGUGAAUUUAGUACAGAUGCAACGUUAUCAGUAAAAAAAUGUAUUUAUCAAGAUUCAGGCUUGUAUACGUUAACAGCUGAAAAUAUAGCUGGUCGAAUAAUGACUAGUUGUUUGAUUCACGUUGAAGAAAAUCCAACACCGACUAAAAUAACUUUGAGAUGGACAAACAUUGAAAAGCAUUAUUUUGUACUGAGACGACUUGAAAGUGAUUCAUUUUCAGAAACUCACCUAUUAAUUGAUAAAAAAACAAAUCAUGAAUAUAUUGGGAAAUUAUUUAAAUUAAAUAAUACAAUCAGUCGUAUAAAUGGUGCACGUGAAAUGGAAUGUUUAACACGUUUAUGUCAUAAAAAUGUUUUACAAUUAAUAGAUGCAUUUAUCAGUGAUAAUGUUCUUAUUUUAGUUUAUGAAAAAUUGUCCGGUUCAAAUCUACUUGAUUCAGUUCUGGCAUGUGAAAAUUGGUCAGAAAUGGGAACAGCAGCUGUUAUUCGUUCAAUACUGGAAGCAUUAGAGCAUAUUCAUAAUCAAGGAGUAGUUCAUUAUGAUAUUCAACCUGAAAAUCUACUUUUUGUAAAGAAAACAAUCGAUAACUAUGAUUGUGGAAAUUCAUCGAACAAUCCUGAUUUACUAAGGGCUCUUGCUUCUCUAGUAACUGAUGUAUUGAGUCAAACAGAUCGUCAUAAAAUGAAUGUUUUCAGUAAUUUGCUCAAAGUUACAGGAUUUUCUACAGCACAAACGUAUAUUACUAAUUCCCAACAUUGUGUAACAUGUGUACCUCCAUUACGGUACAGGCCGGAAUAUGUUUCUCCAGAAAUUUUAUUACUAGCACAACAAACUAAUGAAACAGUUCCUGAAACUAUUCACACUUAUUCUGAAAAUUUAGGUCCACCUUCAGAUAUAUGGAGUCUCGGAGUAUUAACGUAUAUCCUACUUGUCGGUUGGCCUCCUUUAUUGAUUAUGAGACAGAAUUGGAAAAUAUUUCAAAUGAAGGCAAAGAUUUUAUUUCACAACUUUUACAAGCUGACCCUACAAAAAGACCUUCAGCUAAAGAAUAAAUAUAAAGAGUUCUAUAAUUCAAUACAACCAGUUUACCUUAUCAGUGAUGAGAAAAAUUAUAAUUCUGAUUUGAAAAAUCAUUUAGCUUCUAUGAUAAGGCAACCAACUCCAAGUGAAGAUACAGAAAGUGUACUUUCCUCACGAUCAUCAUCAAUUCUUGGUUUACGAGAAAGUUCCGAGCCAUAUAGUGAAUCUCAAUCACAACUGCUUGAUCGAUAUGAGGCACAUGAUUUUAUUGAUGAAAGAUUUAUAAUUCCACCAAACACCAAUAUUCCUACUGCAGAUGACGCGUCGGAAAUAAUUGAGGAGAAAUUCAAUUUACAAAGACAAAAUACUCUUACAGAAGCUACUUCCUUAGAAGAAUCAACUUAUACAUUAAUAAAAGAACAAGAAAAAUCAUCAGUGAAUCCUGAUCAAGAAAAUCAACCCACUUCAGUAAAACGUAAUGAGAUUGAAAAUAAAUUUAGUGCUCCAGUGUUUGCUAGUCUACUUCGAGAUGCAUAUUUCAGCGUCCAUACAAGAGAAGUGAGAUUUACUUGUCAACUUGCUAGUGCUCCCUACCUUCCAGAGGGUAUUAGUGAUUAUGAAGAAAUUAUCAGUGAAAUAUAUCCAACCGGCUUGAAUUUAAUAAAAUCACUAGUUCUUCGGCUGCUGCCGCAUGGUGUUAGUUUAGGUGUAGAACAAGGGGGAUGGUUAUGGCUUUGCUUAAGUGAUCUUCGUCCGGAACAAGAUCGCAGUGUUAUUGAAUGCGUGGUAAGAAAUCGUGCUGGAAAAUCAAGAACAAAAGCACGACUUUUAUUUAGUGAUAUGCCGAAACCCCCUGGUAGACCAGGUCUUAUCGAUAUUCGUCCUACAGAAGCAUUGAUUAGUUGGCUAUCUUCAACAUCAGAUUCGAAUGAAGAUCUGAUUUAUCGCCUUGAUAUCAAAUAUUCAGAACGUGAUAAUGAACCACCUUCAUGGCAUCGACUUGGAUUCACCGUAGAUUGUCGUUAUCUUAUUAAUAAUCUUAAACCUGGUGUAUAUUAUCGUGUCCGUGUAUCCGCCAGAAAUUCAUUCGGUUGGGGCAAUUACAGCAUUGCAUCUUCUGAUUUCCGUACUCCUAUUGUUUCUAUGGAUCAGUCACCAACUAUUCUAUCGCCCAAUGAACGAACAUGGAUCUUCAACUGGCGUCAAUCAGCAAAUAUCUACGCAUUAAGCGAUCAUCCAAUAGCUUUACAAUAUGCAAUCGAUCAGCCAAUCAGUGUACCUCCACCACCAGACAAAAUUUUACAGAAACUCAAUCGAUAUAAUGGGAUAAUUCCAAGUUUAGAUGUAUUGAAAUCCAUAUGUAGACCAAUUCGUUUGAUAAAUAAAGGAACAUAUACAAAACUUAUUCUUGGAAAAACUCAUCCAAUGCUAAAUGAAGGAGUGAAUUUCAAUAAUGUUCGACAUCAAAGCAUAUCUCUUCCACCUAGAUUACUAAGCAAAAUCACAUAUCUUAACUUAGAAGAUAAUAAUCUAUUGAAAAAAGCCCGUCGUGAAGCACUAAUGCUUACUAUUCUUCAUGGAUCUUGUGGUGGAACAUAUUCUUCAUUUGAAGAUUUUUAUAGUGAACAACAUAACUCAUAUCUUUAUACUAGUCAACGACAAUUACUACCAUCUGGUUGGUCAAUUGGUUGGUUAGAAGAUGAUGCAGUUAAACCGACACUAAGUAUAUCAGUAAUGCAAUGGAUUCCUGGCGGACGUCUUAUUGAUGUUUUGUGCGGUCGAGUAGAAUAUACUGAAUUUUCUGUUAUGAUGUGGAGUCAACAAAUUCUUUCAGCGUUAAAAUGGUUCUACGCAUGCUUUUUAGGACAACCACAUGGAAAUAUUUGUCCGGAACAUAUACUUGUUGCACGACGGACAUCUUCGCUUCCAGAUAUUGUAUUGACUGGGUUCGGUCAUGAAUCUGUUUUAGAUGAAACCAACAACUACUUUUCAGCUCCCGAAUUAUGCAAGAAUCAGCCGAAAUCAAUGGCUUCAGAUUUGUGGAGUGUUGGAGCUGUCAUGAGACUAUUACUAACAGGUGAAAAUCCAAAUGAAAUUGAUGUUCAAAGAAAAAAUUCGACAUCUGAUGAAUCAAUAAAACAGCAAUAUGAUAAAACCAAGAUUAAACAAUCUAAUGAAUUGUCAUCUACAAUUAAUUCUGAAAAUACUUUACCUACUUAUUCACCAAAUCAUUUAAAUACUAAAAAAUUGAAAAGGUUUUCCAAACCUGCAAGAAAAUUUAUAUACAAUUGUCUUAAUCCUUCACCAAGGAAACGUGGAACAGUUGAUUUUUGGCUUAAUUCUCAUUGGUUCAAUUUCAAUGCUGAAAAUGUGAACAAUUUAACUUCAGUGAUCAUUCCCACAAAUUUACUAAGAUCAUGCAAAGUUGUUCUAGAUCAAAAAACAAAUGUUGACGAAACAGAAGAACUACAGUUUCCUUGA